Elaeis guineensis (African oil palm) is the source of this 1591-nucleotide messenger RNA. Lineage: Eukaryota; Viridiplantae; Streptophyta; Magnoliopsida; Arecales; Arecaceae. The record is from RefSeq and is a predicted model, not a curated record.
GCGGAGACCCCUAACAUCUCAACGGACGCCUCGUCUCGCUUCGCCGGAAGGGAUCGCCGACCUCUCGAUGUUGAUGGAUUCGGGAUGCAGACUUUCUUCUCAGCCGAUUGUCUCCUCCUCCGUGCCGUCCGAUCUGAAGAACUUCGCGUCCCACCCAUACGAUUCCUCGUUCUUGGUCCGAUCGAUACCUUGGUUUCGAGAACUGUGGAUUGGGGUCUCAGAAUAGCGCGACAAGAUUGAAAAAGCUUCUGCGAACUGGUUGAGUCGAAUUUGUUGGGCAACUUGCGUGUUUAAUUUUUUCUCAUACUGGGCUGGAAGAUUGAAGAACAGUUAUGCAAGACAUCCAUUAUUUUUCAUGAAUCAUGCCUGGUGAUAGUCUGUUUGGUUUCUAAGAUGACCAUCACGAGAAGUCCAUUAAAUUCAAAUAUGCAGCAGCCUAGGGUCCGCACUCCUGGUUGGGCUGCCUUUGAUCGCAAGCAGCGAGCGAAAGAUGGUAACUUGCCUGAAUGUGAUGCUGAUCCUUUCCCAUCCAUCUCCAACAUAACUUCUUCUGGUUCUGCCACAAGUUUGGAGACAAACAAUAGCACAAGUAUGAAGUCUUUUUCUUCGGUAGUUCGCCCGCAUGUAAAAUGCCCACUAUUUGUGAAUGACCAGAAAAGUGGACUUUAAGAUAAUUCUGGUGGGAGACAUCUAGAUGAUCAAGUGACUGCGGAAAAUAAUGUAAAUCCUGCUGUUAAGAUGCUUAAAGAUCUCCAUAGUUGGGCUGAUCAAAAUUUGAUUAAGGACGUAUUAGCUGCUGUGAAUGAUGAUGUGGACCAAGCUUCUGUUCUUCUCAAAGCAAUGGUUUCACCUGACUCCAAAAUAGAGAAGACUAGCUGUUCUGACCUGAUCUCUUCUAUCAGCACUAAAGAUAAAUGCUCGGGUGAAAACCUUUCGAUAGAUAAUAAACUGUCAGAUGGUGCAGAUGAGGUGCUAAUAUCAAGGAAAGACCCAAGCAUUUUUGUGAAUGAUAAUACUAAAUUUUCAGUGGAGAGCAUGCCAGUUAAAAAUAAGCAAUCAGAUAGUGCACAUGAGGCGCUAAUUCCAAGGAGAUUGUCCUCUGUACCUGCUGAACCUGAGUGGGAAGAAAAUGACGUCUACUUAAGUCACCGAAAGGAUGCAAUAAAGAUGGUGAGGGUGGCAUCUCAGCAUUCACGGGCUGCGAGUAAUGCCUACUUGAGAGGUGACCAUGUUUCCGCCCGUCAGCUUUCCCUGAGAGCUCAAGGAGAGCGGAUGGCUGCUGAAAAGCUGAACAUGAAGGCAGCAGAGACAAUCUUAAGCAUUAGGAACAACAAUAAUGACAUCUGGAAGAUAGAUUUACACGGCCUGCAUGCUUCAGAAGCUGUGAGUGCCUUGAAGGUGCGUCUGCAUAAAAUAGAAUCCCAGGCCAUUAUGAGUCGUUCUGCUUCUUCUGAUGAGUUAGUGAAACUGGAAGCUGGAACUGCAUGCUCGGAAUCAUUAGAGACUACUAAAAGCUGGGAAGAGGACUCAGAUGCAAAGAAGGUGAAGGCAUUACCUCAGCAGAGACAGACAGUCCUGCAUGUUAUUACAG